Cyprinus carpio (common carp) is the source of this 5739-nucleotide messenger RNA. RefSeq names its product auxilin-like. Gene Ontology annotation, cellular component: cytosol. NCBI's taxonomy places the organism in Eukaryota, Metazoa, Chordata, Actinopteri, Cypriniformes, Cyprinidae. Gene Ontology annotation, molecular function: phosphatidylinositol-3,4,5-trisphosphate 3-phosphatase activity. The record is from RefSeq and is a predicted model, not a curated record. Gene Ontology annotation, biological process: dephosphorylation.
AAUAAUGUAGCAAUGCAAAAUAAAUUUUUCCUUUUCGUGAAAUUAUUAACUGUUUGCCUGUGUCAUGAUGGCCGUCGUAAUAACGUUUGUUAAUAUGAUAAUUUAGGUAGGUUAUAGAUUUAUUAUACAUUUGUCUAAUUGAAAUAAUGAGAUACAAAGCAGAGGGUGCAGAGUGGGAUGUUAACUGGCUGCAGUGAUUGGCUGCUGGCUCUGUGUGUGUGCAGCGUAGUAAAUGCGGCGCUUGAUGACACACCGCCCUCUUCUCUCCUGCAGCUAGCGGCCGUAUGUAGCGGGACAUUAUUCCCUCCCUCCGAGUUGUCCCACAGAACAUGUGCAUUCCCUCUAUAGGCUCUUGAAAUCGUCGUUGUCGUACGUCUAUGUGAUUCCCAAUUGUGCUCAUGAGCCUGCUAGGUGGCUACAAGAAAAAGAGCAGUUACGAUGGCUACGAAUCUUUGCAGCUGGUCGAUAGCAGCGGAGACUUCUGCACCGGGGGACGAAGCGGCGGCGGUUUGACGGCAGGGACCCUCGGCAGCGUUAAAACAGGCCCCGCGCCGCAGGACGACUACAGCACCAUGGACAGCUCAGGGGCUCCGUCUUCAGAUAUGGAUGGAAACAUUGGAGGGGGACUUCUGGAUAUGGUUAAAGGAGGUGCUGGAAAGUUCUUCAGCAACAUCAAGGACAACCUGAAAGACACCAUCAAAGACACUUCUACCAAGGUUAUGAACCAAGUGGCCACGUAUACAAAAGGAGAGUUGGACAUUGCCUACAUCACCUCACGUAUUAUUGUGAUGUCAUAUCCUGCUGAGGCGGUGGAGAUGGGCUACAGGAACCACACAGAGGAUAUCCGUUCCUUUCUGGACUCACGGCAUGCCGACCAUUACACAGUUUUCAACCUGUCACAGAGGAACUAUCGGGGGGCCAAGUUCUCCAACAGAGUUUCUGAAUGCAAUUGGCCUUCCAAACAGGCCCCAAGUCUUCACAACCUAUUUGCUGUGUGUAAGAAUAUGUACAACUGGCUCAAGCAAAACCCCAAGAAUGUGUGUGUGAUCACCUGUUCGGAUGGCAGAGCUUUUUCAGGCGUGCUGGUCUGUGCCAUGUUCUGUUUCUGCCACCUUUUCGCCAACCCAGUGCCAGCCAUGCAGCUUCUCAGCGCCAAGAGGCCUGGAUCUGGCCUGUGGCCCUCCCAUAGGAGGUACAUAGGUUAUGUGUGCAGUUUAGUCUCAGAGAAGCCAACCAUACCACACUCCAAACCACUCGUCAUUAAAUCCGUCACUAUGAGUCCUGUUCCUUGCUUCAACAAACAGCGCAGUGGCUGUCGGCCCUUUUGUGACGUACUUAUUGGCGAGACCAAGAUAUUUUCUACAGCUCAGGAGUACGAGAAAAUGAGGGAACACAGGGUUCAAGAGGGCAAAGUGGUGUUUCCUGUGAGUGUGAGUGCCCAAGGAGACGUGGUGAUUUCAGUCUAUCACAUGCGUUCCCAUGCACUGCAGGCCAAGGUAACAAACACCCAGAUAUUCCAGAUUCAAUUCCAUACUGGUUUCAUCGCCCCUGGCACCACAGUCUUAAAGUUUGUGAAGACAGAGCUGGAUGCCUGUGAUUCUCCAGAGAAAUACCCACAGCUGUUUCAUGUGCUGUUAGACAUUGAGGUUGAAAGUACGGAGAAACAGAAAGAUCUCACGCCGCCGUGGGAGCAGUUCCCCACCAAAGACCUGAGCCCCAACGUGCUUUUCUCUUGUCAUCAGGAAUACCAGGAUGCACUUGCUAUUGCAGAUCCUGCCCAGGGACAUGGGAGUUGCGGAGGCAGAGUGGGCCCAAAUGAGGAGAGCGAACCAUCAGAUGAUGAAAUGCUCUCCCUUUCUAGUCAGCAGAGCAACACGAGCAAUGAGAAAUCAAAAGCAGCUAAGAAACCAGACCCCCAGCCUGCAGCGGCCCCUCCUUCUGCAGCUGAGGAAGUAGAUCUGCUGGGUCUGGAUGGUGAUGCUGCUACGCUUCCUCCAUCCUCGCCACAACCUCCGACCACAGACCUGCUGGGGGACCUGUUUGGAGCUCCUCCCACACCACAGCCGGCCAGUGGCCCCGCCUCUGCUCAGUCCACCCCGCGGAGAUCCGCAGCCUCCUCCUCACCCUGUCCAUCACCUCGAUCUGGAGACACUUUUGACCCAUUUGGGUCUGGACCUGCUCCCUCCCCUAAGCCGCAGGACUUCAUGGGAGCUUUCCUGGGUCCAGGUAAUAUGGGGCAGCCAGACCCCUUCCUGCAUGCUGCACGAUCUCCGUCUCCUACAAUGCAGAACAUGGGCAUGGGUCGCAGUUCACCUGUGCCGCCCACUACUCCCACUGUCAAAAUCCAACAGCAGAGCUCUACAGGAGCCUGGGAGUGGAACAAACCAGCAGCUGCAGGUGCAGGUUUUGGGAUGGGAAGUAAGUCUGCCAGCACUAGCCCAACCAGCUCAGUUCAUGGUACUCCCACCCACCAGGCCAAAUCCAACACUUUGGACCCGUUUGCUGAUCUGGGUAACCUAGGAGCCGGUCUGGGAGGAGCUGGUUCGGGAUUCUCCAGCAAGCCCACCACCCCUACUGGUACCGGAGGAGCGUUUCCACCCAUGGGCUCCCCCCAGCGUCCUGCUCCCUCUCCCCAGCACACUGCCUCUGGAGGCUGGCAUCCCAGCACAGGUUUCCCCUCAUGGCAGCCUGGAGGUGGGGCUCAGUGGCAGCCGCAGGCCCAGGGUCCACAGCACCAGACCCCACCUAAAGCACCAGGACCCUCUAUGCCUCACACUUCACCACAGAACAGACCCAACUACAGUGUCAGCUUCUCCAGCAUGGGUGGAGCUUCACCAGGAGCCACUGGGGCAAAAACACAGCCUAACAUGGGAACCAGACAAAAGGUUUCGGACACUAACUUUGAUGACCUACUCUCAGGCCAGGGUUUUGCCGGCGCUAAGGAGAAGAAGGGGCCAAAAACCAUAGCAGAAAUGAGAAAAGAGGAGAUGGCAAAAGGAAUGGACCCAGAGAAACUCAAGAUCCUGGACUGGAUUGAGGGGAAGGAGAGGAACAUCAGAGCGUUGCUGUCCACCAUGCACACGGUGCUUUGGGAGGGAGAGACACGCUGGAAACCUGUAGGCAUGGCUGACCUUGUCACACCAGAGCAGGUGAAGAAGGUCUACCGCAAAGCUGUGCUGGUAGUGCACCCUGACAAGGCUACUGGACAGCCCUACGAACAAUAUGCCAAGAUGAUUUUUAUUGAACUAAAUGAUGCCUGGUCAGAAUUUGAAAGCCAAGGACAGAAAGCACUGUACUAAGACUUGUUGUAAAUGAUCACCAACAGUCAGCAGUUCCUGCCCCGAUUAGACACCCUGCAACACACCAGUCUUUGAAACGCUCCUUUGUUAAUCUCUCCCACCUCCAGGACCCUGCUUCAUAGAGAUGUCAGAGCUUACAUCUACAGUAUAGUUGUGUGUAUCUCUCUAUCGAUCCAUGUAUCAGGUCCCAUCAUGCCCUAAACCAACAUAACUGCUGUAUGAGAAAAGUAGCAUUCAGCUUUGUUUUACAAACUCUUAUUUGUAUCUUUUCCAGGACUCACUUACAGUACAUAACAAAGAUCAGACUUUGUCGUUAAACAGCUGUGAAAUAUCUCUAUGAACAUUGUCUGUCAACAAGACCAUCAUAGAGUGUCUGGUAGAAUUCAUUCAGGAGCUUUCAGGGGAGUUUUGAUUUAUUAAAGAGGUUGAGUGCUGAGGACGAACAUCUUCAACAAAUGAAAAAAUAUGUCUAGACACUUAAGAAUUCUGCUUUGGCUUGCAAAAUUGUAUUAAAUAACUCAUUCAAACACCUUCAUUGGCUAUUAUUUAAUAGGGUUUUGCAUGCUACAGCAGUAUUUGGGAAUCUAUUUCUUCCAUUGUAUUGCCUGUAUCCUACGUACCUGCUCACAGUCACUCAUAUGUGUGCGGGGUAUUUAUUUAUUUGUUGGCUUUGCAAGACAAUAAUGAAAUGAGUGAAAAUAAAAGUGGUAUAGUAAGCUACGACUCUGUUUUUUAGUUCAGUCAGGGGCUAGAGUUUUAGAAAGAUAGACGAAUGAAAGAACACUCCAACAAAACCCCCCCAAAAAAUUCUCGUAUCAUGUAACUCGUAACUUCUUUCAGAAGAUAAACAACACAGUACUGUGGGGCAGAAGCACAAUAAGUAUAAGAGAAUAAGAGACUGUGCAGGAAAUGGGCGGUUUUCUCAUACUUGAUCUGUAAAAUGCAGUAGAUCUAACUAGCAGUUUAUUCUUAUGUUGUUUUCUACUGAAUAUUGAUCUGUAUGUAUAUAUGAUGCACUAUAAUAACAUACUGUUUACAACAUAAAAAGUCAAAGGAAAUUGUUUAUUCAUGUAAUUAUUCUAUAAAAAAAAAAAAAGAAACGUUUUGCAGGUAACAAAAGGUGACAUGGCUUGUUUUGAGGUGAAAGUUAAGGUUGUAUUUACAUACACAAUUUAUGUUAACUUGACGUCUUUAAUGGGUUAAUAGUGCCCUUAAGAACUAGUCACGCUUUCGUAGGAGAUAUCACACAGAACGUGUUUUUGCUACGCAAGACACAGCCAGUGGAAUGUGGAAAAAUGCAAGAUCUUGAGACAACUUUUUAAAAAGCUUAACUUAUUUUAACUUGAGUGCCGCAUUUUUAGAAUGCUAUAAUACACAAAACACAAGAUUCUGAGCGCAACUGUCAAACAAGUCCAUCUAGCGUGCAUUUACAUAGAAAAACAAUAAAAAAAGUAGCGCAUUGGAAGGGAAAAACACAUUCUGUGUGAAGGCUCCUACUUUUUUGAAGAAGGCUACUAGCCUAAACGGUUAUCAGGACUACUUAAAUUUGAUCAAAGUUUUGCCUAGCAUACAAUUCUAACACAUUCAUGCUUGCUACUGAAAAACAAAGCCUUUUGACUGAGGAAUGUGAUCGAUGGGUAGUGUUCAAAUCCUGUUGUUUCAUUACCAUAGGUGUCUUUUAAACCGACUGAACAUAUCAUUCGGAGUGGACCAUUAAUAUUUUGACAUAUGAAAUCACCAUUACGCAACAUCAGUGGAUACACAGCUUUUUUAGCAUGUAUCGGUAUCCUCAUAAUGUACUGCAUGUAUGACUUUAAGUGGCACAUGGUCCAAAGGAAGUUUCCGUGUAAAGCCACUAAUCUGCCCUUUCUCUUCUCAGUAUAUUUGCACUUGAAUGGCAUUAGGUAAAUCCAGAACACACUUGUGUCGUAACUUGCAGUACAUCUCGUUCAUGCUUUGCCUUCCUCUUUUCGCAAUCAUGCGGUGAUAUACUGAAGCUUUAAAUGUAUCAAAGCAGUCUUCUCUACUAUCUCUUACGUUUUGCCGGUAUCUUCCCUUUGACACAAUGCAACGCUAAAAACUUGAAUGCUAAUCAUGGAUAAAGACAAACAGAUUAGUGAGACCUGAGUAAAAGAAAGGAGCCCUGUAUCCAGGAUGGAACUUUUCCACCUCCCCCCUUUUGUGGACUGAGCCGUUUAUCUUCAAUCUUAGGAUAUCAUAAUAUGUUUGGAUGCUAACCUAUACAGUAGUGAAUGUUUGGUGUUCAAUAAUGCUGUUCUCUGUAAGGAAAUGGUAAGGUUUGGAUACAGCUCUGUGUUUGUUUGCUGUAUCAGUAUUAUUGUGACAUGAAUUUUUUUCUGUGUCUUUUUUUCUGUUUCUGUUCUCCAUAUGGAGCUGUACAUAUGAUAAUGUGCACUGCACAAAUAAAUGGGAAACAUGA